Messenger RNA from Schistocerca piceifrons (Central American locust), 3220 nucleotides. It is a transcript of the gene lqfR, whose product is annotated as clathrin interactor 1. Gene Ontology annotation, biological process: endocytosis. NCBI's taxonomy places the organism in Eukaryota, Metazoa, Arthropoda, Insecta, Orthoptera, Acrididae. Gene Ontology annotation, cellular component: plasma membrane; endosome; clathrin vesicle coat. Gene Ontology annotation, molecular function: phospholipid binding; clathrin binding. The record is from RefSeq and is a predicted model, not a curated record.
UGAGAAGAAUCGAUAGCUGGUCGAAAGUGUUUAAACUUAAUUCGUUUGAAUCGUUUAACAUCUAAAAUGAAAAGUGAAAAAUCUAUGAAUUUGCGAAAAUAGUUGGAAGCACUUCUGGACUGCUCACAAGAAAAUGAAACGAAGAAGUACUGAUGAUGUGAGGUUGAUGACGUUACCUCGGCCAUGUUGAAGUUACAUAUCAGCUGUUACUGAGAUUUGUAACAGUGGGGAGAUGGAUAAAUUGUGAUUGGAUUGUGACCUUGUGCUUCGUUAUCUGUGUAUAUAGUAUAGAAUCAUUUUAGUGCUGCAAUCAUGUGGAAAGUGAGGGAACUGGUGGAUAAAGCCACCAAUGUUGUUAUGAACUACACUGAUAUAGAAGCAAAAGUUAGAGAAGCCACAAAUGAUGAUGCAUGGGGACCGACUGGUGCACUGAUGCAAGAAGUGGCACAAGGUACAUUCACAUAUGAGCAGUUCCCAGAAGUGAUGUCAAUGCUUUGGAAGAGAAUGCUGCAGGAUAAUAAAAAGAAUUGGAGGCGAACAUAUAAGUCACUCCUCCUAUUAAACUACUUGGUUCGUAAUGGGUCAGAACGGGUGGUUACUUCUGCACGGGAACACAUUUACGAUCUGCGAAGCUUGGAGAACUACACCUACAUAGAUGAGUAUGGGAAGGAUCAAGGAAUUAAUGUUCGGCAUAAAGUUCGUGAGUUAAUAGACUUUAUUCAGGAUGAUGACAAACUGCGUGAAGAGAGGAAAAAAGCCAAGAAAAAUAAAGAUAAAUAUGUGGGCAUGUCAAGUGAUGCCAUGGGCAUGAGGUUUGGAAGUAGUGGCUGGGAUGAUACACCUCGAUGGAAAAAAGAAGACCUUGACUGGGAUUCAGGUGGAAAUGCAAGGUCACGACACCGGAGCUUUGAAGACUCUAAUAACAGUGAUGAUGGUGAAAGAGAGGAUUCGGAUGGCGAAGGUAGACGGACAGGCCGUGAAUACCGUGAUAAGGACAGUGACAGUCUAGAUUCUGGUGACCGUCGGUCCAACAGGCCAGCAAGUUCUCCAACAGCUGGGACACCUGUUCGUUCCAAUAAGCCUAUUAAGAGGAUAGACCUGGGUGCAGCAGCACACUAUGGCAAGGAUUCAAACUCAGGGACUGCCAGCCCCAUGAAAAACAAUGCUACUGUUUCACAUCAAAACAACAACAAUAUAAACAAAAAUAGUGGUGAAUUACUGACUGACAUAUUAGGUGGGACUGAUAUAUUAGAUGGGACUGUCAUCAGUAAUAAUGGUUCACUUAUCACUGGUGAUGAUGAUUUUAAUCCACGUAGUGGAGAGGAGUUAAGCACAAACAACACAGAAUUUGGAGAUUUUUCCAAAGCUUUUGGCGCACCUGCACCAACUAACAAUCCACGGGAUAAUCAGGAUGAUUUUGCAGAUUUUGCUAGUGCAUUUACUGGUACUCCUAGCAGUCAGCCUCAGACUGUGUUGCAGCAAAGUGCUCAGAUACAACUAUCACUCUCAAAUAAAUCUGCAGUGUCUCCCGUAACAAACAAUGCUGCGGUGAUUACGGGUGUUCCCCUGACAUUGUCACCACAACCCUUGCAACCAACAUCACCAUCUGCCGGAAAGGACCAAGUCUCUCAGUCUUCCAGCAACCAAUCUACUGCACAACAGAUUGGCAGUACAUGGAGCAACUCUGGCAAAUUAAACAUAGACAUAGAUAACUUAACAAUCUCGGGCUUCCGAAAUUCUUCCAAGCCAACACCUACCAUGAAUCAGCUGGCAUGUAGCAGUCCAAUUCCUCCUGUGGUUCGCCCUCCUCAAGCAAUUCCUCCUUUAGGUGCAGUAAGCCCUACAACCUUUCGACCAAUGGUUGGUGUACCUCCGGUGGCAGGUGUGCAGUCUUCUUUACCGUUGGCAGCUACACAGACUCCUUUACCGUUGGCAGCUUCACAGACUCCUCUAGGCAACCAGACAUUUUUCCCAGCAUUUAAGUGAGCCAUUUCUCUCUAGAGACAGUGAUUCAGUGGAACUUAAAGUGAGUUUUGUAUUUUUGCCUUUACUGUCCGAUGUUAAAUGGGCAGUUCACAAAAUACAGGCACCAUGCUCCAAUUUGUAUAUUUUAAAAAUAAUGGAAACUAUGUCCUUUUGAAGCAUUUGUAUAUCUUUUGCUCUUAUGUCUUUUUCUAUUUUCCUAGCUGUCUUCCAUUUUCUUACUGCCCAUAGUCAGGUGACUAUUCCUCUUGCAGAGUGUAUACCACAAAAUGUAUUAGAUCUAAAGACAUAACUGUAUAAGAUGGAAUAUUUAUACAAUUGCAUAUUGCAUGAUGUGCAGGUAGUUCCAAUCUUUGCCCUGGUCAGAUUGUGUGGGUGUACAUACAUAACUGCUAUGCAUUUUUUGCAAAUGCUGUUGACAUAGUUCCCAGAACUGGAGAGCUUGAUGUUUAAAAGCUGUGCCACAGUGCCUUGCCAGGUGAGAUUAGCUUAAGAGAUUCUUCAGGGAAAUGAGAAUUUUAUACUAAAUUUUGAGUUCUGUAAUGUGGGCAGUGAAUUUUCACAACAAAGUCAGAAAGCAGUGUGAGUAAAUAUUAUCUGCAACUAGCAAUUUCUUCUGCAUUUGUGAUAAUUAAAAAUACAGUCCUGUUAAAGAAAAUCCAACUGAGAUCUCUAUGCUGUUACAGUUCUAUUUCUUAAUUUUUAAUGAUUUGACUACUAUUACCAAAACAGUAUAAAAUCAAUACAAGCAAUGCUGCAUUAGGGUGGUGCAUAGCAUAUCAGCUGAAAUGGAUGAAUAGUAAUUUGAAUAUAAUUCUUGUGAAUUUUUUUCUCAAAUAUGCACAGUUUGUACGAGAUCUGCACACUAGUCAUUUGUUUUAUUUAUAAAUGGCUUAUCCCAGUUAAAUAGACAAGUAAAUCUAUGGUAGGGUAUGUUAUUUUGAUGUGUUUGCAUGAAUGUCAGAAAGUUGUUUAUGUGAUUAAAAUCAGUGUGAAAACAAUUUGCUCAAAGCUUGGGAGCUGUAGGAAACAAAUGCACUUCAUACUGAGUAGUGCAGAAUGUCAUUUAAAUGGGACUACGGUAACAAAAAUUGGCAUUACAGAGAGUAAGUGCUCAGCUAAAAUAUGGAUUUAAAACUUCUAUGUGAAUGAAUCACAAAGAGUGGUCAAUGACCUGCUAUAACACACACACACACACACACACACACACACACACACACACACACACACACACACA